CCCGUCCCGCCGCUCCCCCCGGCAAAGUUUCGCUGCAGCAGCAGCAGCGGCGGCCGCGGCCCAGCCGGCGCCUCACGGACACCCGCCCUGGGGAGGCCGCCUGCUCCGCGCCGGAACUAAAUUGGAAGCAUCGAUCAUCAUUUUUGAUGUGAAGACUUCAUCACUGACCAUCUCUAUGUUCCUUUGUCAUCCUCCAGGAAAUAAUACAGCUCAUCAGUUGCAAUAACUGCUUUGGGUAUACACUGACACUUACUUGGAAAAAACCAAAUAAACAAAAAAAACCCUACAGACAAAACCCAACAAACUUUUUGAAGACUUGUGUCAAAUGACGUCAAUGGCCAGUUUGUUCUCCUUUACUAGCCCAGCUGUAAAGCGUCUGUUGGGCUGGAAACAAGGAGAUGAAGAGGAAAAAUGGGCAGAAAAAGCUGUUGAUGCCUUGGUAAAAAAGCUGAAAAAGAAAAAAGGUGCUAUGGAAGAACUGGAGAAAGCCUUGAGCAGUCCAGGACAGCCCAGCAAGUGCGUUACUAUUCCUCGCUCUUUAGAUGGACGGCUCCAGGUUUCUCACAGAAAAGGCCUUCCCCAUGUGAUUUACUGUCGUGUGUGGCGCUGGCCGGAUCUACAAAGCCAUCAUGAGCUGAAGCCAUUGGAUAUUUGUGAAUUUCCUUUUGGAUCCAAACAAAAGGAAGUCUGCAUUAAUCCAUACCACUACAAGAGGGUGGAGAGCCCAGUUCUACCUCCAGUGUUAGUGCCUAGACAUAGUGAAUUCAACCCCCAGCACAGUCUGCUAGUUCAGUUCAGGAACCUCAGCCACAACGAGCCCCACAUGCCACACAACGCGACAUUUCCCGACUCCUUCCAGCAGCCCAACAGCACUCCCUUCUCCAUCUCUCCAAACAGCCCCUACCCCCCUUCUCCAGCCAGCAGCACUUACCCAAGCUCCCCAGCCAGCUCUGGGCCAUCAAGUCCCUUUCAGCUACCAGCUGAUACUCCACCUCCUGCAUAUAUGCCCCCUGAUGAGCAAAUGGGGCAGGAUAAUUCACAGUCUAUGGACACAAGCAAUACAAUGAUCCCUCAAAUCAUGCCAAAUAUAUCUACCAGAGAUGUUCAGCCCGUUGCCUAUGAAGAACCCAAACACUGGUGUUCCAUUGUGUAUUAUGAAUUAAAUAAUCGUGUUGGGGAGGCUUUCCAUGCAUCUUCCACAAGUGUCUUAGUAGAUGGGUUUACAGAUCCCUCCAAUAACAAAAACAGGUUCUGCUUAGGUUUGCUCUCCAACGUUAAUCGCAACUCAACGAUCGAGAACACUCGAUGGCACAUUGGCAAAGGAGUUCAUCUCUACUAUGUUGGUGGAGAAGUCUAUGCUGAGUGUUUAAGUGAUAGCAGCAUAUUUGUACAGAGCAGGAACUGCAACUACCACCAUGGCUUUCAUCCAACAACUGUAUGCAAGAUUCCCAGUGGAUGCAGUCUGAAAAUUUUUAACAAUCAGGAGUUUGCUCAGCUUUUAGCUCAGUCUGUCAACCAUGGAUUUGAAGCAGUGUAUGAGCUCACCAAAAUGUGCACCAUUCGAAUGAGUUUUGUAAAGGGCUGGGGAGCUGAAUAUCACCGACAGGAUGUCACAAGCACCCCGUGCUGGAUAGAAAUUCAUCUUCAUGGGCCCCUCCAGUGGCUGGAUAAAGUACUUACACAAAUGGGUUCUCCUCUUAAUCCCAUCUCAUCUGUUUCAUAGUGCUGAAAUUCCAUCUUCAGCCUUAUUUUUAGCGAACUUAUUCUAAUUCUAGAGAAACUUCCAGUGGAUACUGUGAGCUAUAUGGAGAAUGGAUCUUAUGAUUUAACUUUUUUUUUUUUAGAUCCCUUUGUGACCAAUUCAAUUGUGUAUAGCUAAUCAGUUUUACAUUUCAAAUUGUUCUUGUGAUGCUUAAGUGACAGUUGAGCCCUAAGGAAAAAAAAUAGUCUAUUGAAAAAUUCAGAACACUUUCCCUUCUUCCCCUAGAACUUAAACAGACAAAUGUCUUAACUGGAAAACCUUUUUGUCCUGUAGGGACAAGAAUUAAUGAAGACUGACUUCAGGCAAUAAAUACAUAUCAUAAUUUGGGAUUUUUUUUUUUAAUGUUUAUGAAAUUGUUUGAACAUGUGCAGUUACAGCUUGCAAGCUGUAUUUUUAGCAUAGUGUUUUAACAUCUUAAGGUUGACAUCUGUCAUAAGCAAAAUUAGACUUUUUUGUGGCUCAUUUGCCUCAGAUUGAACAAUGUGAUUUUUUUUUUAAGUGUACACAUGAAAAAUACUUUUUACAAAUAUUGGAGUGGUGUAAAAACACUUGUAUUUUCUAUUGGAAAAUGCUAUCAUAAACACAUUGUAUAUUAAUGCAGAAUAGCAGUUCUUAGCCUUUUCCCACUUUGGUUUUGUAAUAUCUCUUUUAACCACCAUUUAAAAUAGUAAUUGAUCCAGGGUAAACAUCCUGCACGUUUCUGGAGUAGUGGUUCUUGUUUUGCUUUGAUUUACACUCAUGCCAUUUGGAUUUGGUUGCCAAGGCUAUUUCUUUUUAGGUACCUUUCUCUAUUUUAACAUAAACACUACUAUUUGUAAAUGGCAGUGCUUACUACUUUUUGGAAGGAAUAAGUUUUUUGUUUUCUUUUUGGUGUUCUAGCUUUUUAUUUUACCUGUCUGGAAUUGAUCUGUCUUAGGCCUUUUUAGUCUCUCAGUAGACGCUAUGCAGUAUUAGUGAUUACACUGUAUUUAAUUCA
Messenger RNA from Corvus hawaiiensis (hawaiian crow), 2738 nucleotides. It is a transcript of the gene SMAD5, whose product is annotated as SMAD family member 5. The coding region runs from base 326 to 1723 and encodes 465 amino acids. The record is from RefSeq and is a predicted model, not a curated record. The transcript is spliced from 7 exons. Gene Ontology annotation, biological process: anatomical structure morphogenesis; cell differentiation; SMAD protein signal transduction. Gene Ontology annotation, cellular component: heteromeric SMAD protein complex. Gene Ontology annotation, molecular function: RNA polymerase II cis-regulatory region sequence-specific DNA binding; DNA-binding transcription factor activity, RNA polymerase II-specific; I-SMAD binding. Lineage: Eukaryota; Metazoa; Chordata; Aves; Passeriformes; Corvidae.